This is a messenger RNA of Coniosporium apollinis CBS 100218, 1608 nucleotides long. RefSeq lists its product as uncharacterized. Lineage: Eukaryota; Fungi; Ascomycota; Dothideomycetes. The record is from RefSeq and is a predicted model, not a curated record. The transcript is spliced from 3 exons. Gene Ontology annotation, molecular function: zinc ion binding; RNA polymerase II cis-regulatory region sequence-specific DNA binding; DNA-binding transcription factor activity, RNA polymerase II-specific. The coding region runs from base 1 to 1608 and encodes 535 amino acids. Gene Ontology annotation, biological process: negative regulation of transcription by RNA polymerase II; positive regulation of transcription by RNA polymerase II.
AUGACAAGGCAACCCUCCAAGGAAGACCUCGAGUUGACAGAAUCUCUCCGCCUCUUGACACAAGCCCGCGAUCGAUUCAACAACAACAUCGAUCCGCACUUACACACCGCUACUACUGGUUUCGAGGAAGUCCCGUCCACGUCAAACGGUACGAGUGGCGAGGCCGCCGAAGUCCCCGGGAUCCAGGGCCUCGAAGACACCAUGGCCUACCAGCACAACGCACCAGACCAAGCACCGUCGCCGAACCAAGAACCCAAAGCGCAAAAGGCAGCACGGAAAACGCAGGUCAACAAUGCGCCCAUACUAGGCCAAGUAUGCAGCAACUGCGGCACGACACAAACUCCCCUAUGGCGACGCUCUCCCGACGGCCAAACGAUCUGUAACGCCUGUGGCCUCUACCGGAAGUCGCGUAACCAAGACCGCCCGGUGAAUCUCAAGCGCAACGCUCAAGCAGCAGCCGCGUCGCAGCAGAGCCAGCUUUCCGGCCAAGCUCAGGACCAGAGUUCAUCUCCAGCUGCUAACCAGGGCACGCACCGCGCGACUUAUGUCGCCGAGGUCCACACAGCGGGCACUUGUCCAGGCGGCGGACGAUGUAAUGGCACUGGAGGUCAGCAAGGAUGCAGUGGAUGCCCCGCUUACAACAAUCGGGUGUCGAAGACAGCUCAGUUCGCCCUCGCCCAGGUCAACACACAACGGCAGGACACGGAUAGCCCUCAACCGAUGGGAGAAGCACUGACCGCGGCCAUGAAUGGAAGCAACAUUACGUCGGGCGUGUCGGAGUCCGCUUUUAACGAGACUACCAAUCUCAUGCCCGCCUGUCAAAACUGUGGCACUACCAUCACUCCGCUAUGGAGGCGGGACGACCACGGCCACACUAUUUGCAACGCUUGCGGCCUUUUCUACAAGCUCCACGGCAAGCCUCGGCCCGUCAAAAUGAAGAAGCAGGAGAUUAAACGCCGAAAACGCGUCGUCCCCGCCAUAUCCGGCCAGCUCACCGUCACCCCCGGUCAACAGCAAGCAAACCAAGCGUUCGACCCCUCUCUUUCGCCCAACCCACACACCACUACCUUUCCCGAACCCAGCGGUGCCGUCGGCGGUGCCGUCGGUGGAGCAGUCGGUGGAGCAAUCACCCACCACGACCCCACCACCACCAACAACCUCCCAGCGCCCGAAGCCGAAGACACCCGCUCAUACGGCCCUCCCCCGGUCGACUUCACGCACCACUACCAGCAAAGCCACACCAACGGCCACCACCGCCACGGACUGGCCCAAAACCAUGCACUACCGCCAGACGCCCAACGGAAUCGAAAUCUACGCAAACGCUCCUUCUCGGACGCCGAAGGCGACAGCGAGCGCUACACCCCGGAAGCGACGAACGGGGAUGCUCCGCUGCAUACGCAGCUUCAUGCCGCGGCUAUUGACCCAGCGCUGGACCAGGAGCCGCUCAGACGACCGCCCGGUAUGGGGGUUGGGGCCGGCUCGACGAGUCCGGAGACGGGCGCGCAGAAGCGGGCGAGGUUGCAGAGGAAUUUGGCGAGGUUACAGCAGGAGAUGGCGAUGAUGCAGAGUGAGCUGCGGGACAUCGAUGCUGGCGGGACGGCGGCGUGA